This is a messenger RNA of Cotesia congregata, 678 nucleotides long. Lineage: Eukaryota; Metazoa; Arthropoda; Insecta; Hymenoptera; Braconidae. The record is from the annotation of a GenBank genome assembly.
AUGAAAUCCGGCGAGUAUCAGCGUCGAAAAAAAAAUAAAACGCCGCACAAGUGUGUCAAGUGCAGCGCGUCUUUUUUCCACAUGACAAAGCUGGUGGAGCACCUGAAGAACACUCACGGGAUCGAGAACGCCUUCAGCUGCGACGAGUGCGGGAAAGCGUUCAAGAGCCCGAUGAAUAUCGCGCGACACAAGUUGAUCCACUCUGGUACAAAAAAAUUCUCCUGCGACGUCUGCGAGUACACCUGCAACCAAAAAACGAAUUUAGAAACCCACAAGCGACGGCACGCUAAAGAUUUUCUGUUCAAGUGCAGCAUCUGCAAGAAGGGCUUCAUCUCCAAGGCGGACUUUGCGGAGCACGCUAAUGUCCACACGAAUUUCCGCUUCCGCUGCGACGCGUGCGACAAAAAUUACUUCUACAAGAGGAACUUGAUCGCUCAUCUGAGACUUUGUCACUACGAGGUCGAGAAGAAGAAGAACAAGUCCUCGUUCAACUGCAACGAGUGCGAGCUGGCCUUUACCACUCUAGGAACCCUCAGGAACCACAUCCGGAACCGCCACCGCGUUAAAAAGCGCCACCAGUACCUGUGCGACCUCUGCGGAGCAAAUGUCUCUUCGAAAAAAGCUCUUGAUAUUCACACCCGCACUCACACUGGCGAGAGAGACGUCGCCUACAUUUGA